UAUCGUCUUCUUCCAAAAUUUCUGAGGAAACCAAGUAUCUUGCUCCCACAGAAGAAAACCAACUCUGUUUUCUUAGGAACUCACAAAUCUGAUCUGACGUUGAUUCUGACAAUCUCAACUAACACAUUUUGAUUAGACUUUUGGGAAAUUUGAGAUUGUUUGAGCUGCGUAAAAUGCAUGGAGUUGAAGUCUGAGCUUUCUCACUUUUGAUUGGGAAUAAUUACUGGCAAAAGAUUUUCUAUUUGAUGACAUGUCAAGCUUAUUAGUUCAAGGAGGCUCAGCAAUAAUUGUUCAAAUAUCUGCAAAAUUCAUCAGCAGCUCUGUAAAGUUCCCUACAUGUUUUGUAAAUCAAUUAUGCCACUGGCCACCACUUAUUAGUUAAUGUCUGCCUUCGGUUAUCUUCUUCGCAUUGCUGCCAAAUUUAUAGGGUUCCUUAUUCAUGGAUAUACCUUCAACCCGAGUCUUCCAAAACUUAUCUCUCCUACCCAUUAACCAGUUCCAAACAUCCGAGCAGAAAGACUGGAACUUGAUGAUCAAGCAUCAUACCAAGUCCAAUAAUGACCAGGCAAUUCUCACUACAUACACCCAUAUGGAAUCUCUCGGCAUCUCACCCAAUAAAGCUACUCUACCUCUUGUUCUCAAGGCCUGUGCAAGGCUGAAAGCGGUUGAGAAAGGAAGGAAAGUACAUUUUCGUAUUAGGGGCACGAGUUUGAUUCGUGAUAUUCGAGUUGGGACUGCAAUUGUCGACUUCUAUGGUAAGUGUGGGCUUGUUGAUGAUGCCCGUGAGGUAUUCGACCAGAUGGGUGUGAAAGAUAUUGUCUUGUGGAAUGCUAUGAUAUAUGGGUAUGUGGGUUGUUGUAGUUUCGAGAAGGCGAUUAAGUUAUUUAUGGAGAUGCAAAAGGAGGGUCUAAAACCCAAUUCGCGUACAAUUGUAGGGUUACUUUCGGCUUGUAGGGAGGUUUAUAAGUUGAGAUUGGGGCAGGAGAUACAUGGUUACUGUUUGAGAAACGGGCUGUUUGAUUUGGACGCCCAUGUGGGAACUGCUUUGAUUGGAUUCUACCUUAGAUUCGAUGUUGAAAUUUCGCGUUAUGUGUUUGAUUUAAUGGUAGUGAGAAAUAUAGUAAGUUGGAAUGCAAUAAUAACUGGAUAUCUUGACAUGGAAGAGUACUUGGAAGCUUGUAGUCUUUUUGUACUUUUGCUUGUUGAAGGUUUUGAAUUUGAUUCGAUUACAUUAGUAGCUGUAGUUCAAGCCUCUGCUCAACUAGGUUCACUCAAAUUAGGUGCUCAAAUCCAUCAAAUAGCUAUUAAGUCUGGCUACAAAAAUGAUGUGUUCAUAGUAAAUGCUUUGCUUAACAUGUACAGCGAUUGUGGAAGUUUAGAUUCAUCGUGUAGGUUAUUUGAAAAUGUCUCCAAGCGAGACGUUGCUUUGUGGAAUUCGAUGAUGAAGGCAUACCUCGAAUAUGGCAUUUACGACGAAGCUGUGAGUUUAUUCACUGCUAUGAAAAUGGAAGGCAUCAGAGAAGAUAAGAGAACUAUUGCUAUAUUGUUGUCUUCAUGUUCGAGUUUAGCUGAUGGAACGAGAUUCGGUAAGAGUUUACAUGCUCAUGUGAUCAAAACCAAAAUGGAAAUAGAUACUUCUCUUGGAAAUGCACUCUUAAGUAUGUAUGCUGAAUUAAACUGUGUCAAGGCUGCCCAAAAUGUUUUCAAAGAGAUGAUAGGUCCGGCUGUUGUCUCGUGGAACACUUCAAUUAUGGCAUUGGCUUGCAACAGACUGAGAGGUGAAGCUUGGAAUCUAUUUGAGGCGAUGCGAGCUUUGAAAAUCGAACUCAACUCACACACAAUCAUAUCUAUCAUGGCUGCUUGUGAUGAUGAAAUCUAUCUAAAUAUUGGGAGAGCAAUUCAUGGUUUUGUGAUAAAACUAGGUAUCGAAAUCGACCUAUCAUUGAACACUGCAUUGACAGAUAUGUACAUGAAUUGUGGCGAUGAAGCAACAGCUAUGAAUCUAUUCGAAAGUUAUCCUAAUAAGGAUGUGAUCUCAUGGAAUGCCAUAAUUGCUAGCCUUGUGAAAAACAACCAAGGUGAGAAAGCUCACUUACUUUUCAGUCAUAUGAUAUCAGAAGUUGAACCUAACGAUGUCACGAUUAUAAACAUGCUUUCUUCAUUUACACAUCUUGCGGCUCUCACUCGAGGCCAAUGCUUUCAUGCUUAUGCAACGAGGAGACAGUUCUCUUUCGACAACAAUUUGUCUCUUGCAAAUGCAUUUGUGACAAUGUAUGCAAGAUGUGGUAGUAUGCAAAAUGCUGAGAAAGUCUUCAAAAUUUUACCGAGGAGAAAUAUCGUUACAUGGAAUGCCUUGAUAGCUGGCUAUGCUACGCAUGGUCGUGGACAUGACGCUAUUCAAGCAUUGUUAAAGAUGAUAGAAGAUGGUUUGAGCCCAAAUGCUGCAACUUUCACUGCUGUUCUAUCUGCUUGCAGACAUUGUGGAUUUGUAGAGAAAGGGUUGUUGCUUUUUCAUACAAUGGUUCAUGAUUUCAAGAUAAAUCCCGAGCUUGUUCACUAUGGUUGUGUGGUUGAUCUUCUUUGUCGUGGAGGUCGGUUAAAUGAAGCUAGAGAAUUUAUCGAAUCCAUGCCUAUCGAACCAGAUGCAUCCCUAUGGAGGGCUUUGCUCAGUGCUUGUCGGCUCAAUUCUAACAUAAAGCUAGCUGCAAAUAUCUUUGACAAACUUGUUGAAUUAGAACCCAUGAAUGCUGGAAAUUACAUAUUGUUAUCUAAUAUCUAUGCUGCAGCAGGUCUUUGGCUAGAAGUGAGGAAGAUAAGGUUGUUGCUCCAAGAAAAGGGAUUGAAAAAGUCCCCCGGAUUAAGCUGGAUUGUUGUUCAAAAUCAAGUACACUCUUUCUCGGCUGGCGAUACAUCACAUCCUUUGUCAGAAAAAAUCUAUGCAAAUCUGUGUUCUUUAACAAACUUAAUCAGAGAAAGUGGAUAUACUCCUGAUUUUGGAUGGGUUUUAUAUGAAGAAGAAGAGGAUUAAUUUCAACAAUCUCUAUUUAGGCCUAACUCAAAGGCUUAGCAAAUCAGACUAAUACCUUUCUUGUUGUUAAAGAUUCCACACAUACCGAAUGAUCACUAUGAUCACGGCUUGCUCGAGGAACGAACAAGAAAGUCUCAAAUCCCAUAUCGGGGAAGGCAUCUCUCGAAAAGAGGCGAUCCCAAUGGAAGGAUAUCUUGAUACACUACAUCAUCAGCCUUCCUAAUAAUGGAUGACCCCGCGUAGAUGGUAUGCAAUAAACACGUUUCGCGUAUGGCCAUACGAGGAGGGAAGGGUGAUAAACAAAGUUUCCAAUAAAGUGGAAUGAACAUGAGAAUUCGUGCACCCGCUACUCUGACAUUCCUUUUUUUUAUACUCCUAUAGGCGGCAAAGUUUCGCGUAUAUAUGUCACUUUUUUGAUAUCACUAUCAACAUAAGAUAAUUAUACUCCUAUAGUCUUCAUGUCAGAGUUCAUAGAGAACCUCUAUUGUAACUUGUAAUCUCAGACAAUUGAACGCAGUGACUCGUGGACUAAAGCUAUUUUAAAAUCUC
Messenger RNA from Cannabis sativa, 3577 nucleotides. Its product is annotated as pentatricopeptide repeat-containing protein At2g13600. Gene Ontology annotation, biological process: RNA modification. The transcript is spliced from 4 exons. The record is from RefSeq and is a predicted model, not a curated record. Bases 440 to 3028 code for a protein of 862 amino acids. Gene Ontology annotation, molecular function: protein binding; RNA binding. Lineage: Eukaryota; Viridiplantae; Streptophyta; Magnoliopsida; Rosales; Cannabaceae.